GCUUCUCGCAACAUAUCACCAUCUUUAAUACCAUUCCCCCCCCUUAAUCCGCCCCUUUAACAUACUAGAAGCGUAUAUCUGCAUAAAAUACCCCCACCUUCCUACUGGGUAUAUGCACAAAAAGAGACUAAUGCCGUAUUAGCCGCAUUCGACUGCUCCCGGGCGUCAGCUGAGGAUCCUCAUCUCACGCUCUCCUCGCUUACGCCCAAAAAGCCACAAUGUCUCGCACAGUUCGACCAAUGAUAGCGAUCCGUCCCGUUCGCGAAGUCCGGGGUAAUGAUCUCGAUGGUAAAGAGCCGCAGCUAGGCAUCUGACAAUUAUUAAAAAAUAUGACAGGCAGGUACUUAGUAGGUAUGGUCUCGGGCGUAAUAAGUAUAGCCACUUACCCUCCGAUGGAAUUUUGUAAGGCUUUAAGCGUUUUCCCUCUUGCGACGAGAUAUAUAUCUGGCGAAGGUAUUGGUAUUGUAUUCUUGCAUUUGAGCGACAAUUGAAAUUCGAUAAGAAUUCAAUGUUUCACACGCGAUUAAGGCUCCCGCGUUUCACGCGAUCGUAAGGAAGCGCUAGUCGCGGCAUAGGGCUGAAAAUUCAUCACGUCAACAUGGCAAGUGUUCUUCGCGAGGACUCGAGUGGUCUGGGGAAUCUCGAGGCCCAGAUCGAAGAACAAGUGGCGAGUGCUAGCACUGGUGCUUCUGGGAGUAGGAGCGGAUUCGGCGAACAAGGGAUUGCUACUAAUGACCACGCAGCGCCGCCAAGUGAGGGCUCCGAGUACGACGAUGGCCUUGAUAUGGAGAAGUCUGUUAAUAGUAGCGUGUCGCACUGGGAUCCGGAUCCGGGGUUUGCGCAUGUCGAUGGCGACAUUGAGGGACACGGGUAUAACAAGACGACAGUCGACAUUGUCGCCGUGCCUUGCAUCGGCGCAUCUCCCGUUGAUACUUGGUCAAGGGAUCCUAUUGGCGAUGGCUACUUCAGCUUUCCGUCCAAUGAGCUAGAUCGCUAUCCCACGGCUAUGCAGCUACCUGGGAAUAGCGUCCUCUCACCCACCAUCACUCAUAACUUGCCUGCGGCUACUCACUUGUGGGUUCGACAAGGGAUCCGAAAAGAAAUCAACACGGCGCGAGUGAUGUUAUAUCGCCACCGGGAGCUCACAGAAGGUAUAACGCUCGACCAGGCGGCAGAUGAUCUCUUGGAACAGGUCGUGAAAAUGCGCGCCGGUCUGACCAAAGCGCGACCCAUUUUCUUCAUCUGCCAUAGCAUUGGCGGAUUGGUGGCGAAGCUCGCCUUAGUAAAAGCGAACAUGAAGCAUGAACUGAGGCCUUUGAUCUUCGACUGCCAUGGCAUCGCCUUUUUUGCAACGCCACAUCGUGGCUCUAGUUAUAUGUCUAUGCCUCAUCUACGCGAGAGUAUCCAACAUCUGCUUUAUCUACAAAAGCCACUACCUAGGUCCAUUGCUCGUGAACUACGAAUAGGGAAUAAGUCAUUGUUGCAGAUGCAUGACCAAUUCAUGGAUAUUGCUAGCGAGUUGCGAAUUUGGACUUUCUACGAAACCAUCGAUUCGCAAUUAUCUGGGCUUGGGUCUUCCGAUUUUGACGAGGUACACUUCAGCGCACCUUUAACCUCUAUCAAAUCAGGUUUAGUCGGGAGCCGGGCUGAGCAAGCACUAUCACUUGAGAGCGACCACGCUCACUGCGCCUCGUUUGGACCCCAGAAUAUUCGCACGAUGCUUUCGUUCAUCACUGAUCUAGGCGCCGCGAUUCGGAAGGCAGAAGAACUUAGCAAUAAAUAUGUGCACACGCCGUUGAGGUUAAGUGAAACGGUCAAACUAGAAAUCAUAGGAUUCUAUGGUGACCCCGAUAGCGAAUCUAGCCAGGACAUUAGACUAUAUAUCUCGAAGCAUAGGCUGAAAGAUUUUCUGGAGAAGGGACCUGAGCAAUGCUUACAAGAGCGGCUGAAUACUGUGGCUGCUAGGCGACAUCGAAUGGCACCUCCUUCGAGACGCCCGUUAUCGAAUCCGUCACCAAUGGCGAGUGCACUUGGGAUACUAGGCAACGUGCAGGAGCUUGGCCAGAAACUCUUAGGUUCUGUUCGGCCAAGUAGCUUGCCGCCGGAAGGUCCCGAAACGGAAACUCCGGCUGGUCAACCGGAGAUCGUCGUAACAAGCCACGCUUCCCGACCAUCUGCCACCAGCGCAGCAACGGAGCCAGCCGUCUCAUCUAGAAGAGGUCGUGGAUUAAUAGUGCCCGGCUUAUCGACGCCAAGCAGGGGAAGCAGCGAGACAGUUAGAACAACUAAAUCUGAACCAGAUGAGAUUGAGAUCUCUCACAAAAUGGGCUACCCUGCCCAACAACUAAAACCGUCUAUGACCGAGCCCUCUGGUUCAGCCGCUAGCGCAAAGGAACAUGAUACUGAUAUGAAGAACCGCCGCGGUCGUUCUCGCGGUAUACAGGACUUCACUGCCGGUUUCUCCCGACCAGUCGCAUCCAGGAGGAAGUUUAUGUGGAUUCAUAUGCCAUUUAAUAACCCCCAUUGGAUCACGAAGAUAUUCAAUAAAUUGUCCGAGACUCAGAAUCAGAAUUAUCUGAAACUCCUUGGCAACGAAAACUGGGCGAACAAGCACGUCCAAGGUCGCCAUGCCAAUCUGCAUGCUUCAUAUAUCAAGCCUGGAUGUGCAUUUGUCCCUUCAGGAGUCGGUUCCCCGCGUCCUCCCUCUCCUUCUAGAGCGGGUAGGAGUCCGAGCCCCGGGAUAAGUCCGACUUACCUGUAUUUGUAUCUGCCGUAUCUGCAUUACGAUACUUACCUAAAUAUCGUACGCCGCCGAAACCUCAUUAAGCGAAGGAUGGAGCACGGCAGGGCAAGGCCCGUACCAAAAGACAUCGCUGAGCUUGACUCGAUAGACUCCCGGGUGAUUUGGGAAUACAUUGGACAUGACCCUCCUCUUAACACGCGGAGGACACUAGACCAAUAUGGAUACCCAUCUCUUCGGGAAACCUAUGCGCGCGAUGAUGAACAGAUGUUGUAUAAGCUUACUAAAGAGAAGCUCCCGAUCCCGUUCAUGCGUAAGUGGGAUGUGUAUCAUUCAGAGGACUCCAAGGGACCUUUGAGCGCUCUUUCUCCUAGCAGUCGGUUAGCAUCGGCCACGAAAAUGUUCAAAAGCCAAGAAACAGCGAGCCAGAAAGGCGAAGGAGAUGCGAACUUAGAAGACAACCUUCUAGAUGGCAAUGUUCUUAUGGUAGAUCAAUUGUGGCUCUGGGCAGUUGAUACGACAACCUUGAUGACUUUCUUCCCGAAACGAGAGUCCCAGCCGACGGAAGGGCCUAUGUUUCAACAAGCAGAUCUCAGAAAUAGUGUUUAUAACGAACUGAAUGGAGAUCUUAGCGGACGCUGCGAAAACGCGUUAGAUCUUGCGGCUUUCGUAACUUUGCAUGCCGUCACGGUAUUAAUAGACCGCACGUCACAUCCUAAUCUCGAGAUAUUCCGCAUUUUCGAGGAAGCUCUAGGGAUACUCACUGAGAGAAUGACGUUAUCACUCAAACGAUUCCGAAUGCAGACGUUCCGAGAUAGGGUCCAAGACUCGGACUCAGAGCCUGAAGACAUUGGUACUGAGAGUAUUAAACAGCGGCAUAAACGCGAACUGGAACGAGCUGAGCGGGAUAAUCGCGAACAUACAUCCGUCCUGCUGGAACUUCGAGAUAUGGACGACGAGCUCACCACGAUGAAGAACCUGUUCUCGGAACAGGAGGAAACGGUUAAACUGAUGAAAAAACAAUAUGAGAAACCCGAGCUUCUAGGAUAUACAGAGAACGGCCGUGGGUUCCUCGAAGAGGCGUUGAGGCGACUCCAAGACUACCAUAAGACGGUGCAUGAAAUGAUUCAGCGCGUGGACGGCACCAAGAAGGAUUAUGAAAAACUUCAGGAGAUGGUACAGCGCCAAGCGCAAGUCGACGAGGCGCGGUGGUCACGGCGACAGACUGAAUUAGCGAGCUCGCAGAAUUUGUCGGUCAUGAUCUUCACGACCUUCACCGUGUUGUUCUUGCCUCUGAGCUUCUUCACUAGUUUGUUCGGCAUGAACACCAAGGAAUGGGGCGGCGAAGAUGACAAUUUCGUUAGCCUCGGUGUCAUUGGCCUCGUCUCACUGCCCGCAUCAGCGCUCCUCAUCGGCGGGACUCUCAUAGCCGCGUAUAGCAGUCGCGUGCAAACUGUCGUGAAAGAGAGCUACAAAUUUACGAAAUCCGGUGUGCAGGGGAUGGUAUCCCAACUCACGCACAUAGGAACCGAGGAUCCACGACGAAAGGAAAUACAGAACAAGCUAGAGCAGGAGACACUGGAGUCGCGUACACGCGAGCGCGGGUUCGACUUCUGGGAGAAUGUGAGGUUGGAGAAGCAUCGCGAAUAUAAGAUCCCGGACAUGAACCGGAAGCAGUUGACAAGACAACGGGCCAAAUACUAGGUAAGCAAAUAAAUUAACGAAGCGGUUGACUCGUGUACGAUUUGAAGGAUCUGAUGUAAUGUUAUGUAAUGGAUACCUAGUAGUGUGCUGUUUAGGUGUUAAUACCCAUUUUGAAGUUAAUGUUGAAUCUAGAAACCUUGAAUGCAUCGAUGGAUUAGUAAGUUAUUCGACAUCCGUCUCCAACCGCUA
This is a messenger RNA of Annulohypoxylon maeteangense, 4633 nucleotides long. RefSeq lists its product as uncharacterized. Gene Ontology annotation, biological process: metal ion transport; transmembrane transport. The coding region runs from base 599 to 4444 and encodes 1281 amino acids. Gene Ontology annotation, molecular function: metal ion transmembrane transporter activity. Gene Ontology annotation, cellular component: membrane. The record is from RefSeq and is a predicted model, not a curated record. NCBI's taxonomy places the organism in Eukaryota, Fungi, Ascomycota, Sordariomycetes, Xylariales, Hypoxylaceae. The transcript is spliced from 8 exons.